Messenger RNA from Drosophila rhopaloa, 3211 nucleotides. Its product is annotated as GTP-binding protein Di-Ras2. Bases 222 to 923 code for a protein of 233 amino acids. Gene Ontology annotation, molecular function: GTP binding; GDP binding; GTPase activity. The record is from RefSeq and is a predicted model, not a curated record. Gene Ontology annotation, biological process: signal transduction. The transcript is spliced from 5 exons. Gene Ontology annotation, cellular component: plasma membrane. NCBI's taxonomy places the organism in Eukaryota, Metazoa, Arthropoda, Insecta, Diptera, Drosophilidae.
AGGAUAGGACGGCCUGCAGCAGAGAGCUAGUCACAUCGGGCACCAGAUCCUGUCCUGCAACGAAUCCCAGUGCAACGAAAUGCAAAUAAACGAAAGCAUGGCGCCCAAGUAGAACAUUCCACUAGUGCCCGACAGCAAGCCAACAAGCUCCAGCUCCUGUUUCUCUCUCAAUCUACUUCCACUUCGAAUCCGACUGACCCGAAUCCGACCGCGAGUCCGGGAUGACGGAGCAGAAGAACCAGGUGACGCGCGCUGCGCCGGAGCAGAGCAACGACUACCGGGUGGUAGUCUUCGGAGCCGGUGGCGUGGGCAAGAGUUCGCUGGUGCUGCGCUUCAUCAAGGGCACCUUCCGCGAGAGCUACAUUCCGACCAUCGAGGACACCUACAGACAGGUUAUCAGCUGCAACAAGAACAUCUGCACGCUGCAAAUCACGGAUACUACGGGUUCGCACCAGUUCCCGGCCAUGCAGAGGUUGUCCAUCUCGAAGGGACACGCCUUUAUCCUGGUCUACUCCGUGUGCUCCAAGCAGAGCUUGGAGGAGCUGCGGCCCAUCUGGGCGCUCAUCAAGGAGCUCAAGGGAGCCGACAUCCCGAACAUUCCCGUCAUGCUUGUGGGCAACAAGUGUGAUGAGACCGCCGAAUUGCGUGAGGUGUCCCAGGCCGAGGGUCAGGCGCAGGCGACCACUUGGAGCAUAUCCUUCAUGGAGACGUCGGCCAAGACGAACCACAAUGUGACCGAGCUGUUCCAGGAGCUGCUCAACAUGGAGAAGACGCGCACCGUUUCCCUGCAGCUGGACACCAAGAAGCAGAAGAAACAGAAGAAGGAGAAGAAGUCGAAGGACACCAACGGCUCGAUUCCGGAGAACGGGGACGCGGGGGCCAGUGCCAGCGGCGGGGCCAAGGAGAAGUGUCUCGUUAUGUAAGCAUCGGAUGGCAAAGGCAUGUGACCCGGGUCACAUUGCUGCGAGUCGAGCUGGAGUGACGGAGCAGGAGACGGUGACAGACAAAUACUCGCCUUGGGGCGGCAGCGUGGGGUGGGCGGUGUUGGAGGGGGUCGUUUAGGUAGCACCACCCAGCCAUCCAACCACCCAUCCACCCACACGGGCCACGCACCACACACACCCCAGACAACCCACACAACCACUUACCCACAUGUAGAGUUACAUCCAUAACUUGACACUUGUAUUUAGGAACUGAUGUAAGUCACAACACGAUUGCAAUUACGAUUACGAGAAUAUUUUGCAUAGGUUCUAUUCGAGCAGAUCAGAUCUUUUUAGUCGCACAGAUUACACGAUACCAGAUACGAUACUAUACUAAACACACCACAACACGGAAGCUAACCCUAAGUUGACACAUACAUAAUCGCAUCUGAAACGUAACGGCAUACAUAUCAAAUGUUUACAUACUUGCAUGAUCCACCACCCAUUCAUAACCAGGUAUCAAACGAAAGCUAUACACUAUAUCUCUAACGAAAGCCAAAGUACCUAUUUAAAGACAUAGAAUCUGUAUAUCUACUACGAUAUGAUAACAACAUUUACAUGGAUCCAUCAACGGAAGACUUCUCCAUGGUCGCCACAGAGACCAUCGCGGGGCAUCUGGGCAUUAGGAUGCCUCCCCUGACUAUCAUUGCUGUUUAACUAUUUACCACCUAACCAGAAUAAUACAGAUUUGGACGAGCCCCGAUCGCCACAUAAGCUAAUGUAUAAAAUACUCAUGGCCAACAACACACACAGAUCCGGAAACUUGAACCAAUUCGCGAUGGCAUUGUGUUUUUGUAUUAUAUUAAAUGUGUAUGUACAAUUUUACACUUAUUUGCUGAAAUUUAUUAACGAGAACAUUUUAAUAGCAGCAAAUCCGAAAAGAUUAGAUCAGAUCAGAAAUUUAGCCUAAGUCAGAAUCAAGUUCAAGUACAAUUGCAUUCAUCAAGUGAGCCAAGGAACACGUACAUCGAAGGAUAUUUGAAGAGCAUUUGAAGGUGCAUUUUUGCAGUAGCGUAGAUGGGAUAUAAGUUGCCUGUUUUUAAAACACUUAUGUAUCGUACGUAUAACUUAACAUAAACCGUUCCCAAUUGUGGUAUUCGUUAUUUUAAUAGUUGGUUGGCUUGUGCGUAGGCGUAGGAGUUGAACGAAUUGUUUCGCAUAGUUUGCUGUUGUUUGAUAUUAAGAGGAUUAGUUUUUUAAAUUUUACCAAUCAGACUAAGUGAAUUAUAUGCUUUAAUCGCUGCUAAACCAUUUAGCCAACAAAGGGGGCAAGUAAUUACAUUAAUUAUGAUGUUGCUCAUCAAACUGGUACUGGUAUCUUUGGCUGCUGGUCCGCCGUCCAGCAGUGCCGGACAAAUAAGUAGAACAGCCAACACAAAUCAAGAAGUGGAAAUUACACACUAGAUCUAAAAUAAAUUGUUGAAUUCGAGUAGAGAAAUUAUUAAUCAAGAUUAUGAUAGCGGACCAAUUUGCGUAUAAGAUUUGUGAAAUCAAUUUAGAUAAAUUCUCUCGGUUUGCCAUAGACAUGGACGAUUACAAAUAUGCAAGCCUUAGUUGAGAAUUAUAGGUAGCCUGCCUGUGCUUUGGGUUCUGCUUCGUGUUUUCCUAGUUUUAGGUACGUUUAAUUAUAGACAGACAGCAAACUGGGUUUUGGCUAUUCAGUAUGUGCCAUGUAUUGGAUUACAUUUUCCAUCACAAAUGCGUAAAAUUACUUAGUUGCAUAAAAUUAUAAUAACGAUGAAUUGUAAUUAAAGCAUAAUACAUUUUAGGUGCAUGAUUUAAAAUACAACGAAUAAAUAUAUUUACACCGGAAUUCUUUUCUAAUUUUUCUUACAAAUAUAUACACACACCAUAUAGAUCUAUAUACAUAGAUAUAUAAUUAUAUUAGUUGUAUACAUAUUGAAUUAGAUUUUACAAGAUUCGAAAACCGAAUAUUUAAUUAUCGCUUACAUUCAAUUAAUACGCAACUCAAACAGAGCGUCCACUGCUAAUAAUAUAAAAAAAUCGCCUCAGCGCCAAGUUGUAAAUAUAUAGGAUCAACAAGUUACAUACAAAUUAUAUCCGAUUUUUUGAAAGGCCGGCAGCAUAAUAAUAAUAAGCAAAAUAUAAACAGUUGGUGGCCUACUUAAAAGAUCUUAUUGUUGAAGAUUUAUCUUAAUAACACUUAUCGUGCAAAUGAGAAUAAGAACAUGCAAAAUAAUUUAAAUAAAAAUUUAACUAUGACAAAUCAA